Podarcis lilfordi (Lilford's wall lizard) is the source of this 11952-nucleotide messenger RNA. The record is from the annotation of a GenBank genome assembly. Lineage: Eukaryota; Metazoa; Chordata; Lepidosauria; Squamata; Lacertidae.
AUGGGCAAGAUACUUUUGAUGGAGCUUCUGAGACCGGAGUCCUCAAAGGCAGAGGGGUGGCAAUGUGACCUCCUUGGGCCUGGAAGAUGUUGGCAGAAUGGCCUUCUGUGGUGGAGUUUCCAGCACAGUUCUUUCUGAUUCUUCCUCCAGUUCCACAGUGGGACCCUGAGGUCAUGACAGUGACUUUGCCCUGCAUUAUCCAAUAUAGCUCCUGUCUUUCAGGGCUUUUAAAACCAAAUAUUGAAGUGGAUCUUUGGAUCUACUGAAAGAAAAAUGGAGCUAACUUGGAUUUAUGUUCUAUAUUACCUCAGAGUAAUCAGAAUGAAAGAUGAGUGAAUGUUCAACCAUAAAACUUCUUCCCAACCAACAAAAUUUCAUGCUUUAAAGAAUGAUGCAACAUCUAUUCUGAGGUCCAUCCAAUAAUCAGAGCUCAACUGCGAAGAGAUCUUUGUUAAAGACUUCUGUCCCCAAAUACAGCACUGGGCUAAACCUUGCUUGCAUCCCUAUCACAAAGUUGUCUUUCUUAUUCCAUAGGGGCAGGCAUAAAUUUCUGGAGCUGCUAAGAUCAAAUCUAUAAAAGUUCUAGAAAAUCAUGAGUUUCAGCCAUGACCCCAAUCAAUGAUGUGAGCCAGAGCACUUUCUAGAGACUUAUUUUAUCUUGGACAUAUUUUUUUUUGCCAUUUCAUCUCUUCAUUAGCAACAAUGAAUAGGUGCUGAUUGAAGAAACAAUGUUAAGCAAGCUUUGCAAAGUUUUAUUUUGUUGCUUUGUUUACCAAAUACAAAAUAAACAUGCUAGACUAGAUCACUCUCCAGGGCAACAGAAAAAUUUCCAAUGCAAAUAACCCUAAUUUGCAUGGUUGUUCCCCCUCCCCCCAUAAAACACACAUCACUGAUCCCAGUGCUGCCACAGACUGCUUCUCUGUUUGGGGGUAGGAAAUGGCUGAGGGAGAGUCCACAAGUAGCAGGAAGUGUCCCUGCAGGAAUAAGGAUACCUGACUGAUAUACCGGUUGCCUAGGUAACUAUCUCUCAUUCCUGGCUCCUCACUCUAGCCAAUCAACUCUUUUUGAAGGCUGAGCCACAGCCUCAUCAAUGACCUGAGAGAAGCCGCAGUGACCCUUACAUGAGCAAGUUCUUAAAGCACAAGAAUGCUUGUGGGCACUGACUUGCAAAAAGUAGGAAGUUUAAGGGGAAAGACAUAGGGCCAAGCUCUGUAUUCUUUUCCCAGCUUCCAGAAUUCCCGCUGAUGCUUGCUUUCCAGUUAAAUUCCUAACACAACCCACUGAAUAUUCUUAUGGUUAUACAGUGGUACCUCUGGUUAAGUACUUAAUUCGUUCCGGAGGUCCAUACUUAACCUGAAACUGUUCUUAACCUGAAGCACCACUUUAGCUAAUGGGGCCUCCUGCUGCUGCCACACCGCCGGAGUACGAUUUCUGUUCUCAUCCUGAAGCCAAGUUCUUAACCUGAAGCACUAUUUCUGGGUUAGCGGAGUCUGUAACCUGAAGCGUAUGUAACCUGAAGCGUAUGUAACCUGAGGUACCACUGUACUCUAUUUUAAAAAGAACAUCACAGAGUUUCUAUAUUUUCCACUGCAAGUGUUCGAACACAAAUUGCACACAUUAUUCUUAUACCUUCCUUCUAGAGAUGAGAAAUAGUGGCCUGCCAGUGUCUUUAUAUGUCUUGUGAGUUUAUAGUGUAUAAACACCUUGUGUGUUUAUACUGGAGAUGAGAUUUGAACUAGGACACAGACAUUAAUCUGCACUAUCCCUUUGUUAAGAGGCAUGUGGUGGGACAACAUCUCAGGCCUGGGGCCUCAUUUCCUCCACGUUGUCCUUGGGACACGCUCCCUAAUCCGGGGUAGCCAACCUGGUGCCCUCCAGAUGUCAUUCAACUGCAACUCCCAUCACACCUGCCCAUUGGCUGUGUAGCUGAUGGGGGUUGCAGUUCAAUAGCAGCUGGUAUCCCUGUCCUAUCCUAUAUCCCUUCAAUGGGUCGCACUUCACACCACUGUAGGCCUACACCUUCCUUGAGUGCUUUUGCCUGGCUGGAGCGGGUCCUUGAACCCUGAUCUUGUGUCUUGACUGCAGGAAUGGAGAGGAGUGGGGUGCACACAUACAUGCACUUCCAACUGUUGCAUAAUGCAGCCUACUACACAAAGUCAAGUGACUGCCAUUAUCUGGCCCACUUUUGCCUCUGCUCCCCCUGAAAGGUUCCCACAAGGGAAUGAAGGCCUCAGGUUCCCCACCCCUGGCCUAUGCAAACAAAAGUGGCCAUUAGCAUUCAUCAGGUCUGGAAACUGGACAAACCCCGACCCAAGUGCCAACUGUUCGCAUUAUCCCCCUGGCUUUAAAAGGUGCUCUGAAGUAGGCGAGACAAAGAAUUGCUGAGGAAACAAAACCAACACAGUUAUGUCUUCUGUGCAGCAACUGCACGCAAAGUAGCAAAUCAUGUUUUCUGCCUCAUUAAUGGAUUGGCAUAUUACUAUAAUAAAUAUCGCUUAAAAUGUUAUGCUUCAGGACUACCAAUGGUGAUCUCCGCACAUCUCAAGAAUCAGGAUUUGAUUUCUUUUACAUAUGUGCAAUUUUCACCAAUUACUACAUACAGGAGUAGUAGCAUUUGAUUCUUGAACAAAAAUGUGGGGCGUGCUCCACUAGGGAGAAAUAACGGCAAAAGAAAAUAAUCUUAAGGGCGUUUAUUUUGUGCGCUAAAAUAAAAUGUGGAGGGUGAACUGCUGCAAAAGAAAUUAAGAUCAGCAUUGGCAGCCACAGCACCUGGGAGGCUAAGGGAGAGGUCUAACCUUUGUUCUUCCCCAUUGCUGCUGCCAAAUUCCUCUAGAGGAGAGAGACAGCCUCGGUCCAGUAUAUCUUAAGGAGCGUCUCCACCCCCAUCAUUCUACCCGGACACUGAGGUCCAGCGCCGAGGGCCUUCUGGCGGUUCCCUCACUGAGAGAAGCAAAGCUACAGGGAACCAGGCAGAGGGCCUUUUUGGUAGUGGCACCCACCCUGUGGAACACCCUCCCACCAGAUGUCAAAGAGAACAACAACUACCAGACUUUUAGAAGACAUCUGAAGGCAGCCCUGUUUAGGGAAGCUUUUAAUGUUUGAUGCAUUGCUGUAUUUUAAUAUUUUGUUGGAAGCCACCCAGAGUGGCUGGGGAAGCCCAGCCAGAUGGGCGGGGUAUAAAUAAUAAAUUAUUAGUAGUAGUAGUAGUAUUAGACAAGGGAACCAUCUAGCCAGGGGGAAAGACCCCACUAUAUAAGUAUAUAAAGCAUAUGUCAUUGAAGAUAAUAGCUUACUUCUAAAUUUAAUAUAUAGCCCUUAAAGUAAAUAUAAAAAAGGACUGCGUCAAGGUGACUUACAAAUAGCCAGUGCUAUUUUUCUAGAAAAAGAGGUGGAGGAACUCACCACGAACACCUCCCUUGUUCUCUUAUAAUGGCAAUGGUUCCCACCUGAGAGGUGCCGGAACUGAGAUCUGAUAGGUUCGGGCUGAAAGAAAGCCCUGCGAUAGCUGUGUUACAUCACAUCACAUCACAUCAGACCAUGUCCACCCAGCUCUUGAAAACUGAAGCAAGCUCUCCAGGGUCUCAGGCAGGCAUUUCCCAGCUCUACUGGUAGACACCAGGGAUUGAACCUGUGAGUUUAGGCAUGCAGGGCUAAUGCUCUCCCACUGAACUACAGGCCUUCGUCAAUACAUCUAACCCAAACAACACACUGAACAAAAACAAAGGCCCGUAUGAAAUAAAUUAAUAUCAACUUACACCAGUAGCAGCAAAAUCAUUUGGGACACCAAUGCUGGUUUAAACAAAUCAAGCUUAGGAGACUUACCCCCAAUGCUUCCAGAUGCUUGAUAAAUACAAAACAAGAGUGGCUUGCGUAAGAUUUCAAAAAUGGGAGACUCCUCUAACACCUCCUUAAGCAUAACACAUGAACUAGCAUGCCACACAUGACUAGGGCUGCAGACACAGGAGUACAGGUAAACUUAUGGAAGCAGCUCUAGAGUUCAGAGAGGCUGUCAUGUGGUCAGGAAUCCCAUGCCAGAGAGAGGGGCCUGAAUACCAAUAGCAUACCAAGCCAACAAGACCCUGUCAGUCACCGUGCACCCAAUCCUGGGAUGGAAAUUCUGACAGUGCUACCUGGCUUGUCAAAAUGCCAAGACAAUAGAUAUUUUGCCUCAGUCUAUACUGCAAUCCGCUCUGGCCACUCUUGUAGCUAUGCUCUCUAGAAUAUGAAAAAUUGCUUUUGCUCUCUACUUGAAAGAAAUCAUGUGUCAUUGCCCAUCUAGGCAUAAAUAUACAAGCUAAAUUUACACCAGAUCAGGAAACUAAAAGGACUUUCUUAACUGUUGUGAAACUAGGAGACAUAAGUAGAAAUGUGUUUCUUUGAGCCUUAAGAUGAAUGGCUCUAAAUCAUUAUUGUUCCAUUACUGGAUUUUCUCUGGAAAAAAACGGAAACCAGCACUUAAACGAUUGGAGUUCUUAAAAGCGACACUCCUUGACAGAGGAAGUUUAGAAAGCUUUUUGUGUGUGUACUAACAACAGCUUGCAAUCAAAUGACAUGCUAGCCUACUUUUUAAUGGUCUUAGUAAUUCUAGGUAAUCCUGAAUUCAGAGAGAGCUAAGAUUCCCACAGUUCCCUGCAAAGAGGGAUUGAUUGUUAAACCACUCUGGGAAUUGUAACUUUUUGAGGAGAAUAAGGGUCUCCUAACAACUCUCAGCACUCUUAACUACAUUCCUCAGGAUUCUGAGCCAUGACUGUUUAAACUGGUAUGAUACUGGUUUAAAUGCAUAGGGCAGAUGGGGCCUAAAUCUCACUUAUUAUGACCCAAAAUGGAAGAGAGAGGUGCAGAGAACUUCUGGCGCAGAGAACGAGGAGUUAAUAAAAUUACUACAGUGACUUAGCAAACAAUAGAUUUCGGGAAAGGGACACCAGAUAUCCCUAAACAGCCCAUUUUCCCACUGAAGGGCAAUUGUGACUAGAGAAGAUGCCGAAACAAUUAAAAGCCCCAAAUACACACAAGUGGACACACACACACACACACACACACACACACACUGCUUUCCCAGUGCCAACCACUCUUCAAAUAGGGCAUGGAGGCAACAUCUAUUUCCUGCUGUCACUUCCUAGUAAACCUUUCCACUUCUAAAUGAGCUCAUUUUAAAAGAUUCCCCCCCCCCCCCGUGCUUCAAAUUGUAUAAUCACAGACACUUCAAGUCAAAUUAAAUAUAUCUACCUAUGUCUAUUAUUAGUUUGAGCAUUAGCUCUGAUUGAAUAAAUACAUCUGUUGCUGAAGAAAUAUUCUGGUGUGAGGGAGGAGGGCAAUGUGUUUAAAAAUUAAUCCCUGUACUCCGGCUUUCCCUGAAAUAACAAUAAUGUACUGAUCACUUAUAAGAUCAUCGUUACAGGCAACUUGCUAAGGACAAACCAACAAUCUGAAAUACUGUACGUCAUGGGGAUCAACGUGUUACCAAAGAACUGCAAGAACUAAAAAGAGACUCUCAUGGGUUUGACUCUUUGACUUCAGAAAUACAGAGCCUCCCAAAGGGCUGAAUUACUACCAGGCACAAUAACAAAUUUACAGUCUUAAUAACAAGCAGCUGGCCACUCUCUUAUCUCUAACAUGGCUACGGAGGAUUAUAUAAUACAGGAAACUAGUGAAUGGACGUGCCUGUUUUGCUUCCCUCCCCUUCGCACAAGCCGUUAGCUGUGCAAUACUCUGUAAGCCAUUCUGGGCAGCCAUGAGGCUGCUUAGCAAAAACACCAGCAGCACAGAGACUGACAUCGUCUGAUGAAAAGCAAUGAAAUAUGAAAUCCUGCUCUUUACUAGCCUAUUCUUUUAUUUGUACCCAACAGGCAUUCUUACCUCGAGACUUCUAAUUGCAGUCAGAAGAUGAUCAUGCUGAGCAGAACCUCUGCAGUUCCAGCCUCUACUCCCAAUCGAAAAACAUCCUAGUAGACCCAUUUGGUGCAGCAGGUAAUUAGUAUUAGCGUUUUUCCUGCUGCUGCCUGAGCCGUUCCAUCUGAAAUCCAACUAAUAUGAGAACCUACUCCUAGACUCGGGGCUGUUUGAUAUGUGAUGAAUUUCCCUCACCAACAGAAUUUCUGAAAAUGAUAAUAAAGAGGCAAGUGGGGGAAAGAUGAUCAAAUCCAAUCUAUUGCUACAGCUCUAUUGGUUCUCAAAUCUAUCCAGCAUAUUUGUGGUUCGAACCAUUACCUUCUCAACUAAAAGGUUUCCAGACCCUUUAUCAUUUUGAUUGCCCUCCUCUGCACAUGUUCUACCUUGACAAUAUCCUUAAAUUAUGGCAACCAGAAGUAGACACAGUACUCCAAGUGUGGUCUGACUAAGGCAGAACAGAGCUAGGUACUACAACUUCCCUUGAUCAGGACACUAAACCUCUGUUGAUGCAGCCUAGAAUAGCAUUAACUUUUUUAGCUGCUGCAUCACACUGUUGACUCAUGUUAAGCUUGUGGUCUACUCAGACCCCAGAUCCUUUUCACAUGUACUAUUGGCAAGCCAGGUGUUCCCCAUCUAAUAUUUGUGCAGCUGGCUAUUCCUGCCUACGCGUAGAAUCUUAAUUUGUUCCUAUUGAAAUUCAUUCUGCUAGCUUGGGCCCGGUUCUCCAAUCUGUUUAAUUCAUAUUUAAUCCUAAUUCUGUCUUCUGCAGCAUUAGCUAACCAUCCCAGUUUGGUGUCACCUGCAGAUUUGAUGAGCAUCCUCUCAAUUCCAUCGUCCAAGUCGUUUAUAAAUAAAAGGUACAACAGGAUCAGGACAGAACCCUGUGGCACCUUCGGGUUCGGUCAUUCAACCAGCUAAAAAAAAAUAUAUCACCCUUACCUUGUUCACCCUACAGUUUCCUGCCGUAAGUACAUAUAUUUAUGGUUGCUAUGUUCAUUAUUUCCACAAACAUGUUGAACAAAACAUACUUCCUUCUAAAGUCAACAGAAAAACUCCCACAGAUUUUAAAGCAAACACAAAACUUUACAAAUGAUGGGAUGAACACAACAGUGUAAUCCAAACUAGUUUACCUGGGACUCUGCACACCCAGCUGAAAGUACAGUACUGCUAAUAUCUGCAGGUAUGCAUUUCAUACCAACUAUGAAGAUUUUGUGUGUUUGUAAGCAUUUGGUUUCUAUCAAAAUCCAAAGAUGACACCUGCAUUCAGCAACCACUGAUGCGUGUUUUGUACCUAAACCCCAAUCAAUAUAUAUUCAAACCUGUAACAUAAUCCUUUUAGAUAACUUUGUUACAACCUGCCAGUUUCUGUCAGGAAAACCAGCUGCAAAAAGCACACAAUGCUUGUGCUAUUUAAACUUAAAAUGGAUGUAUUUUGCAUUGUACUCCAAAGGAAGUGUCCUAACAGGCAAAAUUCAUUGAAUCCAUAAUAAGUGCUUUUACUUGCAAAAUGUACGAAUGAGUAGCUAGCUAUCCCAGUCUCAGGAUCUGCCCUUUUCAGAAAGAGCAUCGCUGUCAUUACCUGUUUGUUUGUAUGCUCCCCUUUUCUGAAAGACUAUGUCCAAAGAGGCUCACAAUAUAUUAAAUGAGAAGCAAUAAAGUUAAAUGGCACAAUCAGGACUGAAUUCCAGAAUCUGCUUCUAGUGUGCAAAGCUUAGAUUUGGAACAUCUGGAACUAAGCAGUAUAUUCAGUAUUUUCUUCCUCUCCUUCACCAUCUAGCAAUCGUAUAAUCAUGUCCCGGCCACACAUGCCUGUAUCUAUGAUGCUGAGUUUCCAGUCAGAAGGCGUUAACUUUAAGGUUGCCACUUUCCUCUCAAACUUGUACACCUCACACCCAGUUCCUCCCUUCCUCCUCCUCCUGUCUGUCUCUCUCUCUCUCUCUCUCUCUCUCUCUCUCUCUCUCUCUCUCCCCCUGCCCCAUCCAGUGGCUCUGCCUUAAAAAAAAAACAGGUUGGUGUUAAGAAAUUCUACAGGUGAGCUUUCCCAAUAAGCACAUUCCAAUGCUAGCGAAUGCGGCACCUCUAGAAUUUCUGCAUAGCUGUUAAAAAACACAGAUUCAAGAAAGGGAGAUGCAACCCUUAGUUUGGUUUGGGUGGGUGGUUUGGACAAGGGGGUUAGGGUGGGUGAGCAAAGCAACCAGGAUAGCAGCCCCUAACAUAUACAUCAUAGUCAGAAAAAAGUAGGCACCUGUAUUUGAGUGGAAAUUCCUUUUUUUAAAAAAAAUGAAGCUGUGGUUAGAAAAGUAGUAAAGAGGCAAUGCAGCCUCACGAAGGAAGCCUCUGAUCUGCAUCAUCCAUGGCAAAGGAUGCCGCUCCCCAGAAGUGACAUAUACUCAAGGGUUGACACUGAAAAAUACGUUGGUGCACUGGAACAAGCAGAGCUUGUGAACAAUGAACACCCUAGUCAGAGCCAGUGAGAACAUUUUCUUACAGGCUUUGUCUGUGCAACUAAAUGCUCACACCAACGGCCUACAUAAGUAAGCAGCAUAAUGCCAGAAGUGUUGCUCAUGGAAGGUCACAGCAUCUGCUUCUGUUCAAAGAGAUACCCCCCUUGAGUGUAAACUGCUCGUGUGAAACUGCCUUAUUCCAAGGUCAGGUCAACUCUACCUUGGCUGGGCUCAGAACAACUGUAAAAAGAACCAGGUAGGGUCAAAGCAGCUGUGAGCUCCUGUCUGGGAGUCUGUGCAAUCUUGGGAAGCCAUAGUUUGGGUUCACCACGUUGUGUGAAUCAGAUUUAUGCUCAAGCUAAAACUGGAUAAGGAAUUCUCACUUUCCAUAUUCUAAAUUUCUAUUACCAAACAUCACUCUCAAGACAGAAUGCUUUUUCCCUGGUUGCUUGCCCUUUUUUAAACAAGAGGCAAUAAUAUAUAAUAAUACAUAUAUUUGCACUGCAGUAAACUGGAGAGAUCCCAGGGGCCUAGUUGCCAUGGUCCCCUCAUAUCUGGCACAUAAAUAUUUUUUUUCCAGCAUGGCACAGAUGGCACUUUUAAAUGUGAGGCUGACACCUAAAUAUAUGUAGUAUUUUUACCACUCCUGUGUUACAAAAUCCCAGUCAUAUUUCCCUUGCAAGAAAUGCUACCUUGGGGGGAAAGGGAGGAUUCAUUCUCUUGAAAAUAAUCCCUUCAAAGAGUGAUACUAUAUAUGAAUUUCUGUGUGUUUACAAACAACUCAGGAGAAGCACAUUAAUGAACUACUAGACACCUUAGAACAGGCGUCCUCAACCUCGGCCCUCCAGAUGUUUUUGACCUUCAACUCCCAUGAUCCCUAGCUAGCAGGACCAGUAGUCAGGGAUGAUGGGAAUUGUAGUCUCAAAACAUCUGGAGGGCCGAGGUUGAGGAAGCCUGCCUUAGAACAUAUAUAAGUAAUACGCAGGUACACUUGAGCAAAUUUGCUGCAGUACUGCCUCCAAGUGCUAGGGCUGGGCCAUAUCUGGUUUCCAACAUCACAAUAUAUUGAUACAUCACAAUGUAUGAAUUAAGGAUGGAACUACGUAGAGGUGAACGGGUGCAUGAACCGGGCAGACCUGGUCACUAUUUACCUGGAAGACAGAGCCCUCUGUCAGUGGUUCAUUGACUUUUUUAGAACAAGUCCAACUCUCUCAAAAAAUAAAAAUGCAGUUAGAAACCAUACAGUAUACAGUGGUACCGCUGGUUGCGAACGGGAUCCGUUCCGGAGGCCCGUUCGCAACAUGAAAAGAACACAACCCGCAGCGGCGCGUCUGCACACACAGGGAUUGCGAUUCACCGCUUCUGCGCAUGCGCGUGAUGUCAUUUUGCGCUUCUGCACAUGCGUGAGCGGCGAAACCCAGAAGUAACCCUUUCCAGUACUUCCGGGUCACCACGGGACGUAACCUGAAAGAACGUAACAUGAAGCAGACAUAACAUGAGGUAUGACUGUAUAGCACAGUGCAUUACAAUUGCUACAAUAUGCGGGGGGUGGGGGCUUAAAUGGUCUACCAAGACCCUCAGCCAUUUUCAAGAUUCCUGGGUAGGGAGAAAGGUUUUGGAACUGCUGUGCUAAGUCAUUGCUUUUCCACAAUAACCCAGAAACAGAUUUAAAUUGGUGGCUCCACACAGUAUUUAAUAUAGCCUUAUUUUCCUCAUAAAUAUCCAUCAAUGUCCACCUCACAUUGGCAAGACCCAAUUCUAACUUCUGUUCUAAAGGCCCCGCUUCUUCCUUCUCUUAGACAGCAGCUUCCUCUGUGCUCCUUUAAAGUUGCUAAUUAGAUUCUUCCUGUUCACUCACCACAAAUCCUUGAACUGACCCUGUUCCCUAGGGCGAUGGCAGCAAUGGGGUGGGGUGGGGGCUCUAAUUACUAGUUCCCUCUCUGCAGCCAGAACAAUCGCUCAUUAAUUUUUAUUUUUUAUGCAAUUGCAAAAUUGGUUUUGCUGCGAUGUUUGAACUGGGCCAUUGUAAGCCUACACAAAAGUGAAAGACGAGCUUAGGAGCCAAUUAAUUCAAAGUCAAUGACAUGCUAUUGUCGUACCUUAAACAAUUACAAUCCUAUAUACUGUUGAACAAUGCUGUAGCUGUUUGAGGCCCUCAAUUCUGUCCAUUCAAUGCUAUAUUGAAAUGCUUUUCUGUUAAACUAGGCUAUCCUGCAUUCACCAGAUAAAACGUUAUUGCAAAGCUGUGAUAGACGUACCAACUGUCCAUUUUAGCCUUAUUUGGGCGUUCUUACGCAUCGUGUUGACGAACACAUGAGUAGGGAUAUGCCUUCACACACAGAGCGAAACCAUCUGUAGUAACAGAGGCUUCAGUAAAGACUCUGUGCAGGGUCUCUCUCAUUACAGACUGCCGUGUUCCUUCCAUGAAGGUUGGGCAGGGGGCAUCUACUCUGCACAUCCCUGCUCCUGCAUUAAGCAAAAUGCCCAAAUUGGGGGGGGGGGGUGUAGCAGAUCAUACCAAUCAUGAUGUUGGAGGUAGUACACCCCUGUAUUCCAGUUACUCAGGGCCACAAGUGGGGAUAAGUACUGUUGCUCUUAUAUCCUGCUUUGGCUACUGCAGAGGCAUUUGGUUGGUCACUGUGAGAACAGGAUGGUAGACCAGGUGGGCAACUGGCCAGAUCCACUAAGGUUCUUCUUCUUACGUUCUACUGCUCGAACUAGGGUCUAUCAACCUUUGUCUACACCAGGGGUGGAGAACCUGUUGCCUUCCAAAUAUUGUUGGGACUACAGUUCUCAUCUCAUCAUCCCUGACCACCACUGGCCAUACUUGCUGGGGUCAUUGGGAGUUGUAGGGCCACACCAAGACUUUUGACAACACUGUGUAAUAUUAUAGAGAAUAAUCAAAGAAUGAUAGGGAUCAUUGUUCUGUGAGGAGUCUCCUAACAACUCUCAGCACCCUCAACUAAAUUCCAGUUCCCUGGAUUCUUUGGGAGAAACAACUAGUGUUUAAAAUGGCACCAGAACUGGAUGUGUCCAUUACGUUGUGUGUUUUCACUUGCCCUACAGCAUUUGACAGAUGAAAACAGUGACAUUCAUGGGGAGAAGUAAGGGAUGGGUCCCACAAUUCCAGAGGAUAACAUGUCACAAGACGAAAACGGGACUGAAUGAAAUACUUUCUGCAAAGAUUGCUAAACCAAGCAAGUCACUAAGACAGAUCAGAUGGCUCAGUUGAGCAAGUCAAGUCCUCUACCACACUGAAAGAAAAAAACUCCAACACUUUCCUAAUCUUCCUCACCUCAACCACCUAUGCCCCAACUGUGGAACAAAAUUUGUACACCAUGUUUUCUCAGAAAGCAAUUUCCUAAUCUAUUAUCGCAAUUCCAUAAGCAGUACCCAGGUGUUUUGUUUUCUGUUUGCCUUCAAGGACAGGCACUCGGUACAUGUUUAGAAGUCUUUUGAUCCUUAUUAUUUAUUUCUCCCCAGUCUUCACCUUGCUAUUAAUCCUGCAGAGUCUUUCCUCGCCAUGCAAUCCCCCCUGCUACGAUUAGAAAAGGCAAAGGAGACUCUCAGAAAAGGAGUGGAGUCGCAUGGGAAAACGUGCCAGAUUGAUUAUCAAUAG